AUUUUUAUUAAUUUUAUAUUAUAAAUACAACAAUUUUCCGCACAUUAAAAUCAUACAAUUUCCAUAGCAAAUUUUACAUAAUUCCAUCCCCUCCCUCCCAUCUCAUCCCCUGCCACCCUCAGUUGGACAUCCCAGGGGUGGACUGACAACUCAUGGGGCCCCCGGCAAUAGGGGAUCAUGGGGCCCGUGUCCUUGCCCAAACUCAAAAAAGCCUAUGAAAAAGGUACCAGCGGCAUCUCUUGGGGCCCCCUACUGACCCCGGGCCCUUGGGCAGUGCCCGAGUUUCAAAAUGGUCAGUCCGCCCCU
Staurois parvus is the source of this 306-nucleotide messenger RNA. Lineage: Eukaryota; Metazoa; Chordata; Amphibia; Anura; Ranidae. The record is from the annotation of a GenBank genome assembly.